This is a messenger RNA of Anguilla rostrata (American eel), 6960 nucleotides long. RefSeq names its product carboxypeptidase O (gene cpo). Gene Ontology annotation, biological process: proteolysis. Gene Ontology annotation, molecular function: zinc ion binding; metallocarboxypeptidase activity. The transcript has 13 exons. The coding region runs from base 415 to 1437 and encodes 340 amino acids. Lineage: Eukaryota; Metazoa; Chordata; Actinopteri; Anguilliformes; Anguillidae. The record is from RefSeq and is a predicted model, not a curated record.
UAUGCAGGUGAAUUUGGAGCCGAACCUAUAAUAGGUGUAGGCUACUCCGCGCAUGUCAGUUGCCUGCUGUCCUCGCGGUCUAAGGAAAAACAUGAAUGGCGUCAACUUCUGAUCCUCUCACAGCUUGCACGCUGAGUUGGCCUACCUAAACGCCAUGACUGCACGAAGACACUUCAUUUUCGAUCGCGUUUGAACACUUCUCCCGAGUCGCAAAUUGUAUAGAAAAAACCAUGCCAAGCUGCACGAGAACACGGACAUGAAAGCUCACAAAUCGGUGGUACCGUUGUGGGAUUGGUUGUUGUUGGAGGGAUCAGUACAUAAACCCGCUCUGGUACUUGAACAGGGCGCAGAGCUGUGGAGAAUGGCCAGCAGGUCCUGCAGCUGGACAAGUACAACUACACCACGUACCACCCUAUGGAUGAGAUAUUCACGUGGAUGGAGCAGGUGGUGAAGGCGAAUCCAGGGCUGGUGUCCUCUCAGGUGUACGGCCAGACGUACGAGGGCAAUAAUAUCACCCUUUUGAAGAUCGGCCUGGAGUCCAGCAGUCGGAAGAAGGCGAUCUGGAUGGACUGCGGGAUCCACGCCAGGGAGUGGAUCGCUCCGGCUUUCUGCCAGUGGUUUGUCAAAGAGAUUUUACGGACGUACAAAACGGACGAGCGCCUGAACCUGGUGCUCAGGAACGUGGACAUCUACGUCACUCCGGUGCUGAACGUCGACGGCUACCGGUACUCCUGGGUGAACGAGAGCACCCGCCUCUGGAGGAAGACCCGGUCGGCGUCCCGGGAAGCCGGCUGCACCUGCUACGGCACGGACCUCAACCGCAACUUCUACGCCAACUGGGGCAUGGUGGGAAUCUCCAGGAACUGUUGUUCUGAGAUCUACUGCGGGCCCGCGCCGCUGUCGGAGAGGGAAGCUGUUGCAGUGACCGAGUUCGUGCAGCAGAGGGCCGAGGACAUCCUCUGCUUCCUCACCAUACACUCCUACGGGCAGCUGAUCCUCGUACCCUACGGGCACCCGCAGAUCUCGGCCCCCAACUACGACGAGCUGAUGCGGGUUGGUCUGGCGGCUGCUGAGGCGAUGAAGGGCGUGCAUGGGAUGGUCUACACCGUGGGCACCUCCCCCGACGUCCUGUACCCGAAUUCGGGUUCUUCGCGUGACUGGGCGCGGCUGACGGGGAUCCCGUUCUCCUUCACCUUCGAGCUGCGGGACAAGGGCCAGCACGGGUUCCGUCUGCCGGAGGAGCAGAUCGGGCCGACGUGCGAGGAGGCGUACGUCGGAGCGCGCUCCAUCAUCGGCUAUGUCCACGACAAGGCCUUCAACCUCACCACCACCACGGCGACCGUGCCCGUCACCACGCCCAGCGCCGCCGCCGCGGCGACCGGGGCCCUGUGGUCCGCGCUGCUGGCCUGCUCUCUCGCCACCGCCGCCCUGCUGUAAACUAGCAGCAUUACGCGCGAUGGCGGCCGUGCUGUGAAUCGCAGGAAAUCGCUCUUAUUGCCUAUAACUAUAUUAUCGCUACGUAAUCGAAGGAUUACAGUGUGUAUAUUUUUUACAUGAUUAUUUAUCUUUCAUGGCCUUUUGGGGGGAAACUGCCCACAUUGGGCACAAGUUUAAGAUAAGUUUUGAUAUUUAAAGAUCUGAUGAAAUGGUUUUUUUUUUAAUUUAAAAGUUAUGCAGUUGUGGACUGUGUGCGUGCGGGUGUGUGCACGCACGCGCAUGUGAUGUGUGUGUGCGCGUGUGAUGUUUGCAUUUGUAUACAUGUGCACAAUCAACCACCAUGAACAGUUCACUGCAAGUGGCACACAAUCUAGAAUAGAGGUUCUCAAACUUGGUCCUGGGGCCCAUUGUGUGUGUUGAGUUUUUUUUGUUGCCAAUGUCUUGGUCAGUUAGUUAAUCUAUUUUUCAGUAUUUUUUUCUUGAAACUUCAAUGGAAGCCAUGCCGACUCGGUUAUUGUUUUUCUUUGAACUCUUCCUUCUCUGCCAGUGGUUUGGUUUCAGUGACCAGGAGGCCACAGCAAUUAGGUCUCCACUGAUUUGACUUCUAUAGGCUAUAAUUUUAAUCAAUUAAAACACGCUGCCUCUUUCUAAUUGUGUGUCAUAUAUCACCUUAGAGAGAAUGAGUUGAUCUGACUGAUCUGAACUUGAAGCCUUUGGUAGUAAGUAUACGUACACAGGACAGAGUCUGAGAACCCCUUCUCUGGAAAUGAAGAUGUCCUGCAUUUCCUCUGUUUUACUGCAGGGUGCAGUGUUGCUCUUAGAAGGCUUUAUUUUGGCACAUGAUCUCUGCGAAGAGCUGGUUGUUUACUGAUUUCUUUGUUGGAAAAGCAGACUGGUUCAUUAAUGCUCGUUUGUUUUCUUUUAUUUUGCUUAUUCUGGAGUUUAACAGUCUCUAAUUACAUUGUUCAUCAACACAAUCCACAAAAUGGCCCUUUCUCCCUUAUGCAAUUUCUCCAAGCUUAUCUCCAAUAAUGUGCAGAUAUUUAGCUUAUGGAGAAAAGGUCUGGUUCUGCUUGGGUUGUGUCAGUUCUGUUCUGGUUCUGAUGGGGGUCAGGGGAGUUUACACUCUCAGAUGUAAAGGUGCAGUGGAGGUACAUUUUUUUUGUGCAACAAUUCUUUUGUUCUUUGGGAACAAAUUUCCCAAAUGUACCCAGAAAGCACAAUCAUGCUCUGUUUGGGUGCUAAUAAAUACCAUUUCUCAAGCGAAAAAUGUGAAGGAUACGACUUUAUGUACCUAUAGGGUAGCACUGCAGUAGCGAGAAUUUGUACCAUUUUGAGCACUUUUUCUUACCUCGUUUUAUGAGAGUGUAGGUUCUUCUCUGGACCUGGGAAUGCUGUUGUGGUUCUGUCAGAUUCUAAGUGCCAGGAGCCGGCUUGGCUUCAGCCCAGUACCGAUUCUCCCCACAUUAAACAGCACUGCAUCUACUCGAGCCGCAUCUGCACCCCUUUAAAUUGAAUGCUUCAUUUAAUUAUCCAUGGCUGAUACAGGAUUGAUGAUUGCUGAUGGUGGAACAUGCCCUUAUUGACUGUGGCCACUCAGAGCCUUUUGCUUUACUUCCGUGGCUCUACGAUGCCAGUGAUCCAUGUUCUACAAACAGCAUGUUUCUUUUGUGCAGUCCAUGUGACACCAGCUGUGACAUCAUUUCCUGAACAUGUGACUGGGGAAAAAUAAGGGUGUAAAAGAUGAUAUGUUUUAUCUGUGAGAUAAAUCCUGUGAUUUAUGUAGAUUGCAUGGUGUUGCGUUAUCUCUCACGGUUCAGCUCGUUAUCUCUGUGUGCAGUUGAUUGCUGAAAUGAGUCUCUGCCACGUAGCUGAUUGAAUCUUUUCCACAUCGGUGGAGCAUUUUGAGUUUUGAAGUAGGAAAAAUAGCACCGUGCGAUCUCAUCACCCUGCCGUUUGGAUCAGAUGAUCUUUGUUGUAGACUGACGGCAGAGAAGCUUACACAACGAGGCCAUUACUGGACACCAGUACAAAGUACUGGGCGUGAGAUGUCAGGAAGGUACUGGCUGUACCAGUUUCACCAUUAGGAAGGAUUUGUGAUUUGACAGUUAAAAGAAGCGAGGCGAAAGGAAAGCCUCUUCAGCAAAUGCUCUCAUGUUGUAAUGUUCUGCAUGAAUAAUAAUAGCAGUAGCAGUAUGGUGGGGUUGAAUAAAAUAGUUCCCAGAGUGGCUUCUAGGAAAUACAGUGGAUGAGAUUCUAAUCUUCAUGGUUUCAUAAUCCAUAGUUACUGCAGUAAUCCUCAGCAUUUCCAGACCAAAGUGAUAAAUGAAUCCCUCUGCUACCGGUAACAUGAUUUCGGCAUAGUGCAACUAUACUGUAGCGAUAAUUGUAUACACUAAUCCACUAUGAACACUGCUAUCUCCACAGAAUCUGCGUGGAUUUGGGUAGGCUACAUAAAUUAAGUAUUACCAUUCCAACAUCCCAGAUAUUUUUGUUGGCACGCCAUGAAAGGUUGUCUUUUCUGAGGAAAAACAGGCUUGGACCAUUUCAUAGUUGAAGCCAUUGCUGAUUCUGCACCUCCCUUGGAUGAUCUGGAUUUCAUAGUAAUCUCUGGCAUGAAAUUAAAUAGUUACUAAUAAAAACCUUAGCAAAGAUGAGUCUCACCUCUUUGCCAAUGUCAAUAUGAAAACUCCUUAAAUCCUCUCCAUGGAAGAAGUCAAGUGUGAUGUGGAUAAGAAGAAGUUGGCAAAGCACACACACACACACAGAACUGCAUAAAGAAGGCAUUUAACAAAUAUAUGCCCAAUAUAAAGAAUGCAUAACAUCCCACACAUGACAAUCGCUUCCAUUAUUACACUGGCAUAUGUUUAACAGGAUGAUAAUUAGGUGGGGAAAGAUAUAAUUUCUGUCAGGACUGGGCUCCCAAGUGUAUUGUUUUUACUCUGUCUGCACGCCUGUCCUUCCAUCACCAUGGAAACCACAGUGCGCGCAGAUUAAAGUACAGAAGAGCACAGUCACAUGCUACAGGUGGAAGGUGUGCUUUCUCACUACUGCUAACAGCAUGAACUCUGAAGCGCACACGACAGCAUAGGAGCCAAGGAUAACGUCAACAGACUAGCCGCAGGAAACAAGCCUGUCCCUAUGUUACAUUAGGGAACUACGAACUGCUACCUCAAUACUAAUGCCAUUACUGCUACCACAACGUGAACGAUUUUACUUGUAAUAUUAGCCUGCUACCACUACUCCUAAUGCUACUGCUACUGCUAAUGCUACCACUAGCCUAAUUUUAUUACUACCAUAACUGAAACUAUUAAUACAAUUAGCCUACUACUACCACUAACAAGACUGCUACCCUUUCAAAAAAAAAAUUGCUACAGCUACUGCAAAGUUGUACUGUAGUUGAACUGAUGAACUUGUCAUUUGCCAUCGUAACUUGUCAUAGAACGUCAGAAUAACGAUUCUUAAUUCUGGACGAUUUGGCAAGAGGAAACUUUGUAAAUAAGUCUGUAGAAAAUGCAAAAUAGAAAUAACCUGCAAUUCGUUUAAAAAUAACCAAUUUUCGUGUCAAAUGAUAAAGUAAUAUUUUACGCUUUAAUCACGUGAACCAAAUGUUCCUUACAAAAGAAAUUAGGAAACACCUGUGCUUCAUAUUACGCCCCGAGGUGCUUUCGCUGUAAAAUCCCAGUAGUUACAUACAGGCUCGUGAUUGCUGUCUGCAGUUGGGGCGUCAGCGAAGCGUGAGACGAUGGCGAGUCCUGCUGUGUAAUACUGGGGGGAGCAGUGCACCACCUGUACGAUACGUUAUGGCUACAGGUGAAGUGUACCUGUAGAGGGGAAAUCCUGGAGAGGGGACUGAAGCCUUCCAUUUUGACAUUGGAAAAGAGCCAGCUGCGAUGGAGCCGUGCUCCCUCUUCACGGCACUGUGCUCUCCCGGCCUGCCUCUGCACCAUGGCUGUUUAACGCAGAAGAGGAAGAGAGGGGUGUUUGUGGACUCAUUUAGGUGGGCUGAUUUAAACGGUGUUGAUCAGGCCUGGUUGAAGACCCCUCGGUGGGUCGGGCCAGAGUUUCGGCCUGCGGAGGCGUCGCACCCGGCCCCUGCGUGUGCCUCUGUGAGGUUUGGGACGGACCGUGCGGCGGGCGGCAGGACCCGUGAGGCUCGCGGCUAACGGGACCGCUAUUGACGCUAAUGCUUCUGAGGAACCCGACGAGAGCUGCCAUUUUGGAUGCAAUCUGGAGUCGAGUAAAUUCAAAGGACAAAUCCUUCUCAUCUGAAGUAAUGAAAACUAGUAGACUGUGCUGCUGGCAGAACACUGUGUUUGGUGCAACUGCGGAACUACAGAUAAGGAGACAGUAAGGAGGCUUUUGUGGUUGUUGGAAGGUACCUACUAAAAUGAAGCUCCUUCCGCCAUUUAUAAAGAAGACACUUAAUUUGCUCCUGCAUUCCCUGGGACGGGUGGGGGGGGGGGGGGGGAGGGUGUGACCUGGUUGUGAGAGUCAGGUUAGGAAUUUGAACAGGUUACUGGAAAAGUAGGUCACACAUCUAAUAAGCGGGUGGGAAAUCCCACCAAUUAAAUUAUUUCACUCGGGGAAGAGGACAGGGCCCCUUGCCUGUCAUAUACUCUGGUAAUUAACUACAAUCAUACCUUAGGCAGACAGACAGUGCACCCCUCCAUAUGUGUUUUUUCCUAUUUAUUCAGACAAAAGGAAAGCAGAGAGGGGAAAAAAGCCAUGACAGGGAUUUUUUUACAUGGAUCCAAAGCCUGUCACUCUUUGGGCUGUGUCACAUGGUCUCCCCGCUUAGCGUCUUGUUUUAAUCACGGUUACAGUGUGGUAUACUUUUAGAGCAAGCAGCUCCACUCCUAGACCUCUCAGUUCAGGUUUAUUUUUUUUUUUGUUCAAAACAUCGCAGCUUGAAACUGAAGCUCUGACACUUGUUAGCACAAGAGAAUGAAAAAUCUUCAGGAAACUGCGCAUGGGAAAAUAAGUCAUUGCAUUUUAAUGACAGGAUGCAUAACAGUAGAGGGGAAAUGGGUACGGUGACAUUUCAAAAGACAUUCGCCUUUCACGUGUCCUGUCGUUCCUAUUCACUGUUUCAUUUCCAGGAGAAUAAAUUACUGGCACGUGGUUUUCUUGAGGUCGUAAUGAUUGGUCCUGUGACAGGGGGUUACUGCAGGUCACAGCUGGGGUAUCUUUCACCUGCAGUGGCUUUCCUCAUUAAACCCCCCGACCCCACAUCGCACGUCAAGAGCUGCAAUUUACACGGCUCUCUGUGCGUGCGCCACUGUCAAUCCCGGCUCCAAUUAAUCCACUGGCCCAUUUAAAUACAGCAUUUCGCCCCGUGCAAAAAAAAAAAAAAAGCGAAUUCAACAGUGUUUUUCUGGUUCUAUGAAAUUCUGAUGCACCAGUAGCUGUGUGCCGUGAGCUGCUGUCGAUGCGCGAGACCUGUAGCUAUUGUGCGUUUAGCGCAUCUCUGCAGAAUAAAAAUCACCAUCAAAAACAAGCCGGUGGAAUUCAGAGGAGGGG